AUGGACUACUCAUCACUUCCCAAUGACCCAGACCAUCCUGCAGGGGCAGAUCCAUGGCAGUCUUCUCCUCAACCCACCAGAACAAGCUUCCCUCAACCAGAGUCUGGAAGGGAACCCGAUUCGCCCACAGCAAAGCAUGCGCCACCGACCCCCGAACCUCAGCACCAAGAAGAGCGAUAUGGAAGCGAUCAAGAGUCACCCAAUGCUUCUAGCUACGAAGAGCCUCCACAACAGCCGAAUGGGGCGGGGAGGAUACCUAGCAGAUCAGACACGGCGAGCGAUAUCCGAUUCCAAGGCCCACCAUUGACUGAAGAAGAGCUUCGACAACAACAGCUAUACCAGCAACGGCAACAGGAGUGGUACCAACAGGCAAUUCAUAAACAACAGCAUGCAAGAGGUCCUGGACCUCAGCGAUAUCACCCGGGCGCUCGUGCUGGGCAGAGGCAGCCUCCACAGUACAAGCUGCAAGCGAAAAUCACUGGUCUUGAGCGCACAGGGAAAAAGGAUCCUGCCAUCACUUUCGAUGUUCAUACGAAUCUCCCAAAAUUUCGCACCACACAAGUCAGAGCCAUAAAACGCACACAUUCCGAGUUUGUCAAGUUAGCAGAUCAUUUAAUCUCCUCCAAUCCGGAAGCCUUUGUGCCCGCAGUGCCUCCCGCUCUCACGUCCGCUGGCGCCGGAACAGAUGAAGAUGAAGCUCGAACCAAAGCCUCGUUGCAGAGAUGGCUGAACUAUGUUUGUGGUAAUGAUGUUCUCAUGAGGGAUGACGAGAUGGUGUUUUUUGUUGAAAGCGAUGCCGGGUAUAGCCCUAUGAUAAGAAUGAAGCAGCCAGCUACUGGGGUACGGAGAAAAGUUAUUAAGCAGUUCGCACCGCCACCAGAUGAUACGCCUGAGCUUCAUGACGCCCGACCUAUUGUCAAGCUUUUCUACCUCGGGACUAUGGAGACCGGCCAGAAGGUCGACCGGGUGGUGAAGGCGAGGCGAGGGCUCGGUCUGGCAGAAUCGGAUCUAGGCGUCAAGAUCGGCCAAUUGUCCGUCCAAGAACCUCAUCCAGGUCUCGCAAGCGCAUAUCGCAAACUAGGCAAAAUCAUACAAACAACAGGCGACUAUCAUGCAGCACAAGGCACAGCUGAAGCAACUACUAUUGGUGAUCCCCUGAAUUACCACUCUUCUGACGCUCUCAUCGUCAAAGAAACCCUUACAAACCGCCAUAUUCUCCUGCGCGACCUCCUCACGGCCCAAGCAGCCACCCGGAACAAACUGUCUGCCGCCGAUAGAAUCAAAUCCAGCGGCUCUGUGCGUCGAGAAAAAGUCGAUGAAGCCAUCAAUGCUCUCGACGAAGCCAAAAGCCACGAACAAUAUCUUGCUCACAAAACACAGCGUGUGACAAGUAACCUGUUGCACGAGAAACGGCGCUGGUUCGCACGUACAGCUGCAGACCUUCGUGUCAGUAUUCGCGAAUACGUUCUCCGUGAGAUUGACUUUGAGCGUCGGACACUGGCUACUCUCGAGGCUGUCCGGCCUGAUGUACGAGCCAUCGAUGCCUCUGGUGGCCUGUCACGGUUGGGACGAGAAGCACAUCCUGUCAUACGCAGGACAAGCAUGGCGAGCAGUCAGGGUCCACGAGGAGACGCGUGGAGUGGUGUGCCCCGGAGGCCCGAUGCGCUGGAUCGGAGUGUCAGUGGAGGCUUUCCACCAACUGUGAAGGAAGAGGAUGGGGUAAACGGUGAAGAUGGAGGACGGAAGAGAGCGGGUACUGGGGCGUCAAGUCUGAAGGGUGUGGCAGAGGAGCCAGAUGAUGACAGAAUCGAUGCAAAGAAUGCGGCCAGUCGAUUGGCCACGAGUACGUUCUAA
Messenger RNA from Letharia columbiana, 1854 nucleotides. RefSeq lists its product as uncharacterized. The record is from RefSeq and is a predicted model, not a curated record. Gene Ontology annotation, molecular function: phosphatidylinositol-3-phosphate binding. The coding region runs from base 1 to 1854 and encodes 617 amino acids. Gene Ontology annotation, biological process: retrograde transport, endosome to Golgi; intracellular protein transport. Gene Ontology annotation, cellular component: endosome; retromer, tubulation complex; retromer complex. The transcript has 3 exons. NCBI's taxonomy places the organism in Eukaryota, Fungi, Ascomycota, Lecanoromycetes, Lecanorales, Parmeliaceae.